This is a messenger RNA of Lotus japonicus, 611 nucleotides long. RefSeq lists its product as uncharacterized. The record is from RefSeq and is a predicted model, not a curated record. The transcript is spliced from 2 exons. Bases 69 to 416 code for a protein of 115 amino acids. Lineage: Eukaryota; Viridiplantae; Streptophyta; Magnoliopsida; Fabales; Fabaceae.
UUACUUUCUCACAUUGUCUUCUUACUUUUUCUUUCUGACUCUCACUCUCUGUUUCCUCCCUCUGAAAAAUGGCGAGCAGCACAGCCGGUGACAAAGCUAGGCGCAACAAUGACAGGCACAGUGGUCGUCCCAUCGGGGGAAAGCCAACCACACAGGAAGAGAAAAAAACAUUUCCUUGUGAAAACUGUGGUCAUGUCUGGUCAUGCAAGAAUGAAGCGAACGAGUGCCUGAAAAAGCACAAGGUGACCGAAGAGAGGCGCAAUGCUGAGGCGUCGACUAAGGCCGCUGAAGCAACUCAGGCUUCCCGCCGCUGCCCGACAUGUGAUGCUGUUUGGCUGAACGGAGAUGCCAUCAGAGAUUGCCGACUGAAACAUUUUCAAGGGUCACCCCAUGGCUCUUAUUCUACAGAUGCAUAAGGAGCAUGGGACUCUAAGUAUUAGAAUAAAAAAAUGGUCUAAUUUUUAGUUUUGUGUCUUCUUGUCUUGAGUUUCUUUAGUGUGGAGUACUCUUUUCCUUCUUUGGGUUUUUCCCAUUGAAGGUUUUUAAUGAGGCUCAUUUUUUUUUUUUCUCUAUCAUGAGAGGAGUGUUCUCAUGAACCUUCCCUCUAUCAA